This is a messenger RNA of Candidozyma duobushaemuli, 1755 nucleotides long. It is a transcript of the gene DAK2, whose product is annotated as dihydroxyacetone kinase. Bases 1 to 1755 code for a protein of 584 amino acids. Gene Ontology annotation, biological process: glycerol catabolic process. Gene Ontology annotation, molecular function: ATP binding; glycerone kinase activity. Lineage: Eukaryota; Fungi; Ascomycota; Pichiomycetes; Serinales; Metschnikowiaceae. The record is from RefSeq and is a predicted model, not a curated record. The transcript has a single exon. Gene Ontology annotation, cellular component: cytosol.
AUGGUCAAACACUGGAACUACGAAAACGACGAUGUCGUGUUGGGCGCAUUGAGGGGCCUCGUGGCGCUGAACCCGGCCGUCAGCUUUAUUCCUUCUGAAAAGGUUGUCUUCAACAAGAACCACAAAUCAAAAGUCGCCAUCAUCAGCGGAGGCGGCCUGGGUCACGAACCGCUUCAUGCUGGCUUUGUGGGCGACAAUCUCCUUGAUGCCGCCGUGGCAGGAACCAUUUUUGCCUCGCCUUCUACAAAACAGAUUAUGGCUGGUGUCAAGGCUACAGCAGAUAAGCAGAAAGGCGUCAUUGCCGUGGUCAAGAACUACACCGGAGACGUGUUGCAUUUCGGCUUAGUGGCCGAGAGAGCCAAGAGAGACGGCUACAAGGUGGAGCUCGUGGCUGUGCUGGACGAUGUUGCCGUUGGAAGAACUCAGAACGAAAUGGUGGGAAGAAGAGGCAUUGCAGGCACUGCCUUGGUGCACAAGGCCUUGGGAGCUGCUUCUGCCCAGGAGGGUGCUGAGAUCGAGCAAUUGGCUCAGUUGGGCCGCUCCGUGAACGACGCCUUGGUCACUAUGGGUGCCUCUUUGGAUAGGACUACUGUUCCAGGAAGAGACAGCGACGAGGGUGAAGUAACCGGUGAAAAUACCGCUGAACUCGGUCUUGGAAUUCACAAUGAGCCAGGCGAGAAGUUGCACCCUAUUCCUAAGGCUUCGGAGUUGGUGGACUUGAUGUACAAGCGCUUGUUGGACAAGAACGACAAGGAGAGACACUACCUUGAAUUUGGCGACAACGACGACUACGUGUUGCUUAUUAAUAACAUUGGCGGCACUUCGUCGCUUGAGCUCUACGCCUUGGCCAAUUACGCCAUCUCCAGAGUGCCCUUGAAGAAGAAGCCAUCGAGAGUCUACAUUUCCGACUUUGUCACUUCCUUGAGCAGCCCAGGCUUCUCCAUCACCUUGCUCAACUUGAACAAGGCCGCCACGGAAACGUACACCAAGGAGGACGUUCUUGGCUUUUUGGAUACUCCUACCAACGCUCCUGGCUGGAAACCCAAGAUCUACUCCGACGAGCAAUGGCAGAAUCCUGAGCCAGAGAUUAAGGAGCUGCCUGUGGCUCAUGCCGAGUACCUCCAACUGGACGCUAAGGUUGACGGUGCUGCUUUUGGCGAGCUGCUCAAGAGAGCUAUGGAGUUGUUGAUUUCGAAGGAGCCUGAAAUCACCAAAUACGAUACCCAGGUGGGUGACGGUGACUGUGGAGAGACGCUCAAAAACGGCGCUGAGGCGAUCUUGAAGGCUCUUUCUUCCGACAAGCAGUUCAAGGAAAACCUCAACGAUCUCGUUGCUACCGUGAGCGCCAUCACCGAAAUCGUCGAGGACGAAAUGGGUGGUACCUCCGGCGGUAUAUAUGCCAUCUUUUUGACGAGUUUCGCCAAGAACCUCCAGCAGGCCAAAUCCAUUGACGUCAAGCUGGUGAGCAAGGCCUUGUCCGAUGCGCUCUACGAGGGUUUGUUCAAAUACACCAAGGCCAGAAAGGGCGGUCGUACCUUGGUGGACACUUUGCAGCCAUUUGUGGAUACUUUAGUGGAAACCGGCGAUGUGGAUAAGCUGGUGAAGGCUGCUAAGGAUUCCUGUGACAAUACCGCCAAGUUGCAGGCCAAGUUUGGUCGUGCUUCCUACGUCAACGAAGAGGAAUUUGCAGGCGGUGUUCCUGACCCAGGUGCUGUUGGUCUUUUGGCCAUCAUCCAGGGAUUCCUCAACAAAUAG